AUGGUUCUUGCUGCUCGUUGUGGCCAGGCGGCGUCCCUGCUGCGCCAGCGCUGCCUCGUUGAGGCUCGCCCGGCUCUCUCCCUGCGCGCCUUCUCCUCUUCCGUCCGCUCGACGGCCUCGACCCUGCGCCUGCAGAAGCUGCCCUCGCCCGCGCGCUCCCAGCAGCUGCGUUCAUUCUCCAGCACUCUGCACCGUCUGGCCGCCGAGGCUCCUCCGUCGUCCGAGUCUUAUCUCGCCAGCGGUGUGGUGAAACCCAGCAGUAACCUCGUCGAUGUAAAGAAGGUGCUGGUCAUCGGUAGUGGUGGUCUGAGUAUUGGUCAGGCCGGAGAGUUCGAUUAUUCCGGCUCCCAGGCCCUCAAGGCCCUCAAGGAGGCCAAUGUCCAGUCCGUUCUCAUCAACCCCAACAUUGCCACCAUCCAGACCGACCACAAGCUUGCGGACGAAGUCUACUAUCUGCCCGUCACCCCCGAAUAUGUUACCCACGUCAUUGAGCGGGAGCGCCCUGACGGUAUUCUGCUCAGCUUCGGUGGCCAGACUGCUCUGAACCUGGGUGUGCAGAUGAACCGCAUGGGUAUCUUUGAGCGCUACGGCGUCCAGGUUCUUGGCACCAGCAUCAAGACUCUGGAGACCAGUGAGGACCGUGAGCUUUUUGCCCAGGCCCUGAAGGAGAUCAAUAUUCCCAUUGCCGAAUCGAUUGCUGUCGGCACCGUCGACGAAGCCUUGGACGCUGCCGAGCAAGUCGGGUACCCCGUUAUUGUGCGAUCCGCCUACGCUCUGGGUGGUCUGGGUUCUGGAUUUGCAGCCAACCCGGAAGAGCUGAAGAACUUGUCGUCCCGUUCCCUGUCUCUCGCUCCCCAGAUCCUGGUGGAAAAGUCCCUCAAGGGCUGGAAGGAGCUCGAAUACGAAGUCGUUCGCGAUGCGGCCAACAACUGCAUCACGGUCUGCAACAUGGAGAACUUCGACCCGCUGGGUAUUCACACUGGUGACAGUAUCGUCGUGGCCCCGAGUCAGACACUGUCCGAUGAAGAGUACCACAUGCUCCGCACGGCCGCCAUCAAGAUCAUCCGCCAUUUGGGUGUCGUUGGCGAGUGCAACGUCCAGUACGCCCUGCAGCCCGAUGGCCUUGACUACCGUGUCAUCGAGGUCAAUGCCCGACUUUCUCGCUCGUCGGCUUUGGCCUCCAAGGCCACCGGUUACCCUCUUGCCUACACCGCGGCCAAGAUCGGCCUGGGUCACACCCUGCCCGAGCUUCCUAAUGCCGUCACCAAGACAACCACCGCCAACUUCGAGCCCAGUCUGGACUACAUCGUCACCAAGAUGCCUCGAUGGGAUUUGAGCAAGUUCCAGCACGUCAACCGGGACAUUGGAAGUGCUAUGAAGUCGGUUGGAGAGGUCAUGGCUAUUGGCCGUACCUUUGAGGAGUCGCUGCAGAAGGCCAUCCGCCAGGUCGACCCCAGAUACGUUGGCUUCCAGGGUGACCACUUCGAGAACCUCGACGAGGUCCUGCAGAACCCAACCGACCGUCGCUGGUUGGCUGUCGGCCAGGCCAUGCUCCACGAGAACUACUCGGUGGACAAGGUUCACGAGCUGACCAAGAUCGACAAGUGGUUCUUGUACAAGCUCCAGAACAUCGUGGACUGCCACCACGAACUCAAGGAGAUCGGCAGUCUCUUCGGUAUCAAGAAGGAAAUCAUGCUGCAGUCGAAGAAGCUUGGUUUCUCGGACAAGCAGAUCGCCCUCCUGGUCGGAUCCACCGAGGAUGACGUCCGUGCCCGUCGUAAGUCCUUCGGUAUCACUCCCUGGGUGAAGAAGAUCGAUACGCUGGCUGCCGAGUUCCCCGCGGACACCAACUACCUCUACACUACGUACAACGCCUCCUCGCACGAUGUCACCUUCGACGACCACGGCACUCUCAUCCUGGGAAGUGGUGUGUACCGUAUUGGCAGUUCAGUCGAGUUUGACUGGUGUGCUGUUAACGCUACCCUGUCUCUCCGAAACAUGGGCAAGAAGACCGUUAUGAUCAACUACAACCCCGAGACGUACUCCACUGACUUCGAUACCGCCGACAAGCUGUACUUCGAAGAGUUGAGCUACGAGCGCGUUAUGGAUAUCUACGAGCUCGAGAGUGCUAGUGGUGUUGUUGUCUCUGUCGGUGGUCAGCUACCGCAGAACAUUGCCCUGCGCCUGCAGGAGACUGGCGGUGCUCACAUUCUGGGCACCGACCCCGCCGACAUUGACAAGGCCGAGGACCGUCACAAGUUCUCCCAGAUCCUGGACAGCAUCGGUGUCGACCAGCCCGCCUGGAAGGAAUUGACGUCCGUUGCUGAGGCUGAGCGCUUUGCCGAGUCUGUCGGCUACCCUGUCCUGGUUCGCCCUAGUUACGUCCUGUCCGGUGCCGCUAUGAAUGUUAUCUACAGUGUUGAUGAGCUCAAGGAGAAGCUUCUCAACGCCAGUGCUGUCUCCCCCGACCACCCCGUUGUUAUUACCAAGUUCAUCGAGGGUGCCCAGGAGAUUGACGUGGACGCUGUCGCCUCCGGCGGCAAGCUCCUGCUUCACGCCGUCAGUGAGCACGUCGAGCCUGCUGGUGUCCACUCCGGCGAUGCUACCCUGUCCAUCAUGGGCCGCGUGAAGGAGAUCGCCGAGAAGGUUGCCAAUGCCUGGAACAUCACCGGUCCGUUCAACAUGCAGAUCAUCAAGGCCGACCAGGAGGGUGCUGCUCCUCAGCUCAAGGUGAUCGAGUGCAACCUCCGUGCGUCCCGCUCGUUCCCCUUCGUCAGCAAGGUUCUGGGCACCAACUUCAUCGACGUCGCCACCAAGGCGCUCGUCGGCCGUGACAUUCCCGAGCCCGUUGACCUCAUGAAGACCAAGCGUGACUACGUGGCCACCAAGGUGCCCCAGUUCAGCUGGACCCGUCUGGCCGGUGCCGACCCGUUCCUGGGCGUCGAGAUGUCCAGUACUGGUGAGAUUGCUUGCUUCGGUAAGGACCUGGUCGAGGCCUACUGGUCCUCCCUCCAGUCGACCAUGAACUUCCGCCUGCCGGAGCCCGGUGAGGGUAUCUUGCUUGGUGGCGACAUCACUCAGCCCCACCUGGCCAAGGUUGUUGAGUACUUGAACCCUCUGGGUUACAAGUUCUUUGCCGCCAGUCCCGACGUCAAGGCCCACAUCGAGUCCACCGCCAAGGACAACGUCUCGGUGCAGGUGAUCGAGUUCCCCAAGACCGACAAGCGUGCCCUCCGUGAGGUGUUCCAAAAGUACGACAUCCGUGGAGUUUUCAACCUUGCCAAGACCCGUGGCAAGACCCAGCUGGACGAGGACUACGUGAUGCGCCGCAACGCGGUCGACUUCAGCGUGCCCCUCUUCAUGGAGCCUAAGACUGCCCAGCUCUUCGCUCAGUGCAUGAACGAGAAGCUGCCCCGUGGUGAGGGUAUCCCCUCUGAGGUCCGCACCUGGUCCAACUUUGUCGGUGGCAAGCUGCUGUAA
Penicillium alfredii is the source of this 3480-nucleotide messenger RNA. RefSeq names its product carbamoyl-phosphate synthase (glutamine-hydrolyzing) CPA2. Gene Ontology annotation, molecular function: aspartate carbamoyltransferase activity; ATP binding; dihydroorotase activity. The coding region runs from base 1 to 3480 and encodes 1159 amino acids. Gene Ontology annotation, biological process: L-citrulline biosynthetic process; 'de novo' pyrimidine nucleobase biosynthetic process; UTP biosynthetic process. Gene Ontology annotation, cellular component: cytoplasm; cytosol. The record is from RefSeq and is a predicted model, not a curated record. The transcript has 4 exons. NCBI's taxonomy places the organism in Eukaryota, Fungi, Ascomycota, Eurotiomycetes, Eurotiales, Aspergillaceae.